Aspergillus fijiensis CBS 313.89 is the source of this 412-nucleotide messenger RNA. RefSeq lists its product as uncharacterized. The record is from RefSeq and is a predicted model, not a curated record. Lineage: Eukaryota; Fungi; Ascomycota; Eurotiomycetes; Eurotiales; Aspergillaceae. The coding region runs from base 98 to 376 and encodes 92 amino acids. The transcript is spliced from 2 exons.
UGCAGCACAAUCGUUUAUUGAUGGAUUUGGACCCUUGACGUAUGUUGCAGGAAGUGGAAUUGACAGCUCAUGUCCGGCAGGCUUUUCCUAGCCGCCCAUGAAAUCAUUAAUCACCACUUCAGCAGCAGCAGCAGCAGCAGCAGCAGCACAAGACUUACGUAUCCCAUGUAUUCUGGCUUAUUCUCGCUAUAUUUGGAUGGUUGCAGAGUAUGUUCAAUGUCAAAACCAUGGCAUUGAACAGUACGUCUUCACGUGGAAGAGUAGAUCGACGGUAACAUUACCAGCAUGCCCUACGCAUAUUGGAAAUUCAAGCGACCGAAUCCUUCUGAUAACAACGAUGUCUCGACAAAUGCAAUCCGAGUCUAUAAUUAAUUAAUCUAUAUUUCACAUCGAUCAUUAUAUACAUCCCAGA